UUGACGCGCGGGUCGCGAUCAGUUCAUAAAGUGUCUGAUAAUUCAUGAUUUGUUUCAUUUAAUCUUCUAAUAUUUAUUGACGUAUUCACGAGAACAUACAUACCAAUUCUAUUAAAAAAAUGCCUGCACCAGAGAUUGAGGGUCAUCAGGGCCGCAAGGCUAACUUCAAAUUCAAUUCUAAGCAUGAAGAGGCACGUAGAAGGAGAAAUGAAGUAUCCGUGGAGUUGAGAAAAGCUAGGAAGGAUGAACAAUUAUUGAAACGCCGUAAUCUUAAUAUAGGGCAAGAACCACAAAGCCCCACUAAUGAGACAACUUUGUCACCCCUUUCUACAUCAAUAGACGAAAUUGUUGCUGGUAUGAACUCAUCAGAUCAAACAAUUCAGCUCCAAGCCACACAAGCAUGUCGAAAAAUGUUGAGCAAAGAAAAGAACCCACCUAUAGAUAACAUGAUAGAACGUGGAAUUGUGCCACGCUGUGUUGAAUUCUUGGACUAUCAUCACAAUCCUCCAUUACAAUUUGAAGCAGCAUGGGCACUGACUAAUGUAGCGUCUGGAACAUCGGAGCAAACCAAUGUUGUUGUAAAACAUGGUGCUAUACCAAAAUUAGUUGCAUUGCUCAAAUCUGCAUCACCCAAUGUUGCUGAACAAGCAGUAUGGGCGCUUGGAAACAUUGCUGGAGAUGGACCAAUGGCUCGUGAUCUUGUUCUUGGUCAUGAUGCCAUGCCUCUCUUAUUGGAAUUGAUCAAACCCGAUACUCCUGUGACGUUCACUCGUAACAUCGUGUGGACAUUAUCAAAUUUGUGCCGCAAUAAAAAUCCGCCGCCUCCGUUUGAAAUUGUACGAAGUGCACUGCCAGUAUUAAACCGUUUACUCAGUAAUACAGAUAAAGAUAUACUUUCUGAUGCUUGCUGGGCUCUUUCAUAUCUCACUGACGGUUCGAAUGGCAAAAUACAAGCGGUCGUGGAGAGCGGAGUUAUUCCAAAACUUGUAGAUUUACUUGCCUCAAGCGAAGUAACAAUUUUGACUCCAGCACUUCGUGCAGUUGGAAAUAUAGUUACAGGCAAUGACAUGCAGACAGACGCGAUAAUAUCGGCAGGAGGUUUACAGCAUUUGGGGGUAUUAUUACAACACCAUCGUAUUAAUAUUGUCAAAGAGACAGCAUGGGCUAUUAGUAACAUUACAGCCGGUAAUAUGGAUCAAAUUCAACAUGUCAUCAAUGCUGGAUUACUACCUCCUUUAAUAAACGUUCUACAAAAUGGAGAUUUCAAAUCUCAAAAAGAAGCAGCAUGGGCUGUAACCAAUUUAACUUCAGGUGGAUCUAUACAGCAGUUAGCUCAACUGGUACAAUUGGGAGUGCUAGUACCGUUUUGUAACUUGUUAGACGCCAAGGAUUAUAAGACUGUGGUUGUUGUUUUGGAUGGCUUGACUAACAUAUUGAAUGCAGCGGAGAAAAUGGGAGAAGUUGAACGGGUAGCUAUAAUGAUAGAAGAAGUCGGCGGUUUGGAUAAACUCGAGGCUCUUCAGCAACACGAUGUAGAACAAGUGUAUCAGAAAGCUGCUGCCAUGAUUGAUACUUUCUUCUCGGAUGGGGAUGCUGAAGAAUCAACAUUAACACCUGCAGCAGCCGAUGGUCAGUUGGAAUUCAAACCAACCGAAGCAACGCAAAAAGGUUUCAGUUUUUAAGAUCGAUCAUUUUCUAUAAGUUCAGUAUAUAGCGUGUGUUUCAGAUCGUUUUGUAAAUAAGUAUACAAUUGUUCGUCAUGAAAGAUAAACAUUAGACAAAUUUCUUUGUCUUUAUCGCAAUUUUUCUUUUUAUUGAUAUUUUAUGUGUUCCAUGACAACAGCUUCAUUUAAUGUUCCUUUUCAUAGAUAGUUUUAAAAUUGUCGAAUGAUAUAUUACUCCU
Dufourea novaeangliae is the source of this 1903-nucleotide messenger RNA. RefSeq names its product importin subunit alpha (gene Pen). NCBI's taxonomy places the organism in Eukaryota, Metazoa, Arthropoda, Insecta, Hymenoptera, Halictidae. Gene Ontology annotation, molecular function: nuclear import signal receptor activity; protein binding. The transcript is spliced from 8 exons. Gene Ontology annotation, biological process: NLS-bearing protein import into nucleus. The coding region runs from base 120 to 1682 and encodes 520 amino acids. Gene Ontology annotation, cellular component: cytoplasm; nucleus. The record is from RefSeq and is a predicted model, not a curated record.